AUGCCCUCCGCCUCCCGCAAAGAUAUUGCCGCUAUUAUAUGGGGCGCAUCAAGCACAUGCAUAAUCAAAGAUCGCAUUGAUUGCACUUACUCGGUGGUCUGCGAGGGUCAUCCGGGCACCGCCAGCAACCCCUGCAACUCCAACGCCCACGUCAACUUCAUCAUCAAGGGCUCUUCCCUCGAGACUCUCACCACCGGCUUCUUCGGGGCCACCAACUUCGACGCCAAAGUCAGGAGCAUCCACGCCAUCAACAACAAAUGGACCAACAUCGAAUCCUUCGCCUUCAAAUACUACGCCAAAUGCGUUGACCUAAACCUGGCCAAUAACAACAUCAAAAAUAUAAAGAACAACGCAUUUAAAGUCUUGACUGUUCUAAAUUCACUGAAUUUAUCUAAAAAUGCAAUUGACUAUUUAAAUCCAGAUUCAUUAAAAAUUGCAGAUUCAAAUGUAAAUAGAAUAACGAUCCUUGAUCUCUCAAAUAACUUACUAACGAAAAUUUCAAGUGAACUGCUGGGUGGGAUGACGAACUUAAACAGUUUGUAUUUACAAAACAACAAGAUUAAUUCUUUGGCAGAUGAUUGUUUUCUCGCUUUAAAAAGCCUAACCAUUCUUAAUUUACGAAAUAAUCAACUGACCGCUAUUAAUGCCACCCUUAUUAAUUUAAAAUCGUUAUUGGCAUUAGAUUUGGCUCAUAAUAAUUUGAUUAAAUUAUCAGGGUUUGAACUAAAUCGAUUAGGAUCUCUGUUAUUCUUAAACUUGAGUAACAACGCUAUAGAAGAAAUUGAAUCUAAUAGUUUUAGUCGGACCACUAGCCUUAAGUCCAUUGAUCUAAGGAAUAAUAAAAUCAAAUCGACUAUAGAUGAUAAAAUGUUUGGCAACAAUAAUCAACUACAAUACCUAAAUAUGUAUAAUAACAGUAUUGAACUUAUACAAAAUGAUGCAUUUAUAGAUAAUAUUCUAACUACACUGAAUUUAGAAAAGAAUAAUUUAAAAGGAGAUAUAACUAGACAAACGUUUAAAGGGAUAUCACGAGUCACGAGGCUGGAUUUGUUUAAUCACAGUAUAACAGCUAUAAGAAACAACGCCUUUUCCACAGUAGAUAGUCUGAUCUCCUUGAACCUAAGUAGAAACGCCAUAAAUACAAUCGAAGUUAACAGUUUUGCAAGCGGAUUGAACUUAAGCGUUUUAGACGUCUCCUACAACAAUCUAUCGAAUGUAGAUUUUUUACAGGAUGCAUUAGAAGCCCUCACUGAGCUUUAUAUUAAUAACAAUAAACUCAGCGCCAUAAAACAGGGUACAUUUGUUAACCAGACGAGUUUGAAGAAACUGGACUUGUCAAUGAAUUUUAUCCUUAGCAUUGAAAACUUUUCGUUGCCUCUUCUUAAUUUACAGUAUCUGAAUGUGACUGGUAACCUUCUGCAAGGGUCUCUCAAAAGUAACGUUAUAACUCCAUCAAAGUAUCUGAGGUUUUUGGACUUUAGUAGUUUUAACUUUACAAGUGUAGAAGAAAGAGCUUUUGUCGACUCGCCGCUACUUGCUAGAGUAAACCUUUCCCAUAAUUCUAUCGAGUUUAUUGGAUCAGAAAACUUCAUGAACAUGGACAAUUUGUACAGUUUAGACUUAUCAUGGAACAACCUGACAAUAUUGCAAAUGAAUAAUAGCAAACUACCGAAUCUUAAAUCUUUAUAUUUAAACAAUAAUCAUUUACAAGGCAUUUCUAGCUCCUUUGCUAACAUAUCAAAUUUAAUUUACCUAGAUAUUUCUGAAAAUAACAUUACUGAUAUUUCUGAGCCAAUAUUUCAGAUAUUACUGAAUUUACGUGUUUUACAUGCUUCAAAUAAUAAAUUAACACAGUUCAAUAACCCACGAACUAACUCUCUUACAAAAUUAAUGACUUUAAGCCUUUCUUCAAAUUCUUUAUCUAAUAUGAACUUAAGUUACUACCCAGAUUUAAUUAACGUCGAUUUGAGUCACAAUAGCAUUAGGUCCAUCAACAGCUCCUUCUUCCAAAACCUGGACUAUCUGCAGUCCGUCGACUUGAGUUACAACAAUAUCACCAAAUUGACCCCCGGUACGUUCCAAAGCCUUAAAAUUUUAAAGCUUCUCAACUUAUCUUCGAACUCUAUUAGCAACUUGCGUUAUGGCAGUUUCAAGGGCCUUGGAAGAAUAGAAGUUAUAGAUGUAUCUCGAAACGCUAUCCAAGUUCUAGACGUGCACAUAUUCCACGAAUGCACAGAGUUGGAACAAUUGAUCAUUGACUAUAACUACAUCACUCAGCUGGACUUUGAGAGUUUGGUAUCUACUGCUACGAAGCUUAACGUCCUCAGUAUAGGCGGUAACCCGAUUUUGUGUAAAGAAAUUGUUAAGAAUUACAAUUCGGGCAUUGGGGGCAGGCGCGUGGAAGUUACUUCCGUACAUAAAGUCUAUGAGGAGGAUAAUGUCCACGGGAUUUGGUGCGGUAGUGGGACCCUAACUACAAGUACAGCGGCUACUAGUGCUAGUACUGCUACAUUAACAGAACCUAGUGGUACCAACGGUAUAUCACACGUUUUGCUGGCCUGGUGCACGGUGUUGACGAUUUUGAUUCUCGUUGUAGGUGUGGCCAGUUAUUUUUAUAAAAGAAACCAUGAAGCGAUUGAAAUAAGACAACCGUGCAGCAGGCGAAGUUGUUCUACUGAAUUUGAAUACCAAAGUGAUUUGUUAUUAGAAUAAGAUCUCGUAAUUUGGAUACAAAUUAAAUUAUUUUAUUUUAAGUUAUUUGUAUUGAUAUAAGCUAUAUUUGUCAAGAUUACCAGAUAAACCUAUCCGAGAUAUAUUUACAUACUUAGCAA
Messenger RNA from Cydia amplana, 2831 nucleotides. RefSeq names its product toll-like receptor 3. The record is from RefSeq and is a predicted model, not a curated record. Lineage: Eukaryota; Metazoa; Arthropoda; Insecta; Lepidoptera; Tortricidae. Gene Ontology annotation, molecular function: protein binding. The transcript is spliced from 2 exons. Bases 1 to 2712 code for a protein of 903 amino acids.